Urocitellus parryii (Arctic ground squirrel) is the source of this 408-nucleotide messenger RNA. It is a transcript of the gene Insl5, whose product is annotated as insulin like 5. NCBI's taxonomy places the organism in Eukaryota, Metazoa, Chordata, Mammalia, Rodentia, Sciuridae. The record is from RefSeq and is a predicted model, not a curated record. Gene Ontology annotation, biological process: positive regulation of feeding behavior. Gene Ontology annotation, molecular function: hormone activity; G protein-coupled receptor binding. Gene Ontology annotation, cellular component: extracellular region.
AUGAAGGGCUCCAUUUUCACUCUGUUUCUACUCUCUGUCCUAUUUGCCAUCUCAGAGGCGAGGAGCGAGGAGAUUGUGAAGCUCUGUGGGCUGGAGUACAGAAGAACAGUCAUAUACAUCUGCGCCAGCUCCAGGUGGAGAAGGCACCUGGAGGGGAUCCCUCCAGCUCAGCAAGGUGAGAAAAGAAACUACUUUCAACUCCCAAAUAGACAUGAGGCUUCUGAGGAAAACAUAGCCCAGGACCUGCCCAAAGUGGAUUCCUCAGGCGAGGAACAUGUUGGGGAUGGACAGAUAUCCAUGGAAAGGCGUUGGGAGUCAAAGAAACAUUUGGUGAUGUCAAGACAAGACUUAGAAACUUUGUGCUGCAYGGAGGGCUGUUCCAUGACUGAUCUGAGCACACUUUGUUAA